Messenger RNA from Cataglyphis hispanica, 1479 nucleotides. RefSeq names its product GTP-binding protein Rit2 (gene Ric). Gene Ontology annotation, biological process: Ras protein signal transduction. Bases 333 to 1085 code for a protein of 250 amino acids. Lineage: Eukaryota; Metazoa; Arthropoda; Insecta; Hymenoptera; Formicidae. Gene Ontology annotation, molecular function: GTP binding; GDP binding; calmodulin binding. Gene Ontology annotation, cellular component: plasma membrane. The transcript is spliced from 5 exons. The record is from RefSeq and is a predicted model, not a curated record.
UCAGAUCAGCCUCGCGGCUGUCACGUUCCCCUUGUCGAGUGCGAAUCAUCCGGUUGACCGGCUGACGAGAUCAGGUGCGCGCCCUCUCGACGAGCCAUGCCGGUCGUGAGGAUCUAAAUCAACGGUCAACCAAAUUCCUCUUCCACGACGUUAAACAUGAGUAACGUCAUCCUUUCCUACGUUCAUCGCGGGGCAGCAACAAUCCACAACAACAACACGGGUGUGUCGUCUAGUAACGAAUCGCCCCGAUACGGUGCGAUCAAGUGUGUCAGUCGCUUCGCCGAGGGUCAAGUAUGUCGGCGCUCUCGUAGGUGUUAAGCACGCAGGUCAACAUGCACGCACGUCGACCAAUCGGCAGGGAAAUGUCCGCGGUGGUGGAUACCCUGGACAAGAUCGCCGCCUGCAACGGCGGGGACGAUGUUGUGCCGGUGAUGAUGCAGCCCACCACGAGAGGUGGACUGAGGGUCUACAAGAUCGUGGUGCUGGGCGAUGGUGGUGUCGGCAAAUCAGCUGUUACUCUGCAGUUUGUCAGUCACAGGUUCCUCAACUAUCACGAUCCCACUAUAGAGGAUUCGUAUCAGAAACAAGCGGUUAUCGAUGGCGAGGCGGCUUUGCUGGAUAUUCUGGACACAGCUGGACAGGUUCGAGAUUCUUAUGUGGAAUUUACGGCGAUGCGCGAGCAAUACAUGAGAUGCGGCGAAGGUUUCAUGAUAUGCUACUCGGUGACAGAUAGGCACAGCUUCCAAGAGACGAUGGAGUAUAGGAAACUAAUAUCACGCGUGCGUGCCAACGAGGACAUUCCUCUAGUACUAGUCGGCAAUAAGUGUGAUCUCCAACAGCAGCGAAAGGUGACCCCGGAGGAGGGGAAGGCAUUGGCGGAGGAACUUGGCUGUCCAUUUUACGAGACAUCGGCUGCUCUCCGACAAUUCAUAGAUGAUGCAUUUUUUUCCCUGGUCAGGCAAAUACGCGCUAAAGAGAGAUCCCGCAACUCGCAUCGCAAACGCAGCCGUUGGUGGCGAAUCCGUUCGAUAUUCGCUUUUAUCUUUCGACGAAAACAGAGGCACGCUUUGCACUAUUCGCCCUAAGAAAAAAAAAGAAAAAAAAACUGCGAAGUUUCGAUAACGAGAUCUUCUAGUAGUGAGACUAUUGAAUGUAUUGAAUACCAAUAGAGAAUACUAAUAGCAAUGACGAGAGUAAUAUCGUAGCAAAGAUCACACAACGAAGUAGAUAUUACCGAUAAUAUUUUUUUGUUCAUACGCUAUAUAAUUUCCCUUCUUUAGAGACUGAUGAUUCGUUAACAUCUCACUGCCUUAUUGUUGACCCCCGCGGAUGCAUUCAUCAAUGCACUCUAAUAAUAAAUUGAAAUUGCAAACAGAAGAGAGAGACUGGAAUAAUGCACACUUGUAUUUAUCUGAGAUGUGAGAUCUUAAAUUAAUCCAUUAUUCACGUAUGCUGCUCAACAUGGAAACAUAAAACAUG